UUGAUUCAUUUUAUAUAUUCGUUAUAUAAUUAUAUUAAUCAUGCUAAUAUUUUUAUAGAUUUGAAUCUAUCUCAUUUAAUUUUACAAAUGUGAUUUACUUUUUGUAUGUGUUUGGUAUAGGUUAAUGUAUAAAAGAUGAGAAUACAAAAUAAAGGGCAUUUUUUUUGAAUGAAUAUCAAAUGUAACGAUCGCAAAUUUCCACGACACUAUUAAAAAAAAAAAAGGAAUUACUUGGCAAGCGAUGAUGAGUUGAAUAUCUUAAGCUAAAAAAAGAUAUUUGGAGGAUAUAUAUAUAGGAGAGAUGGAGUCCUGAUUUGAGGCCAGAAAGAAAUAUGGAUGGAUCUUGUAUGAUGAGUAGGCUUCUUCUCUUAUGUUUUCUUCUCUGCGUUUCACCUAAUUACGGCUUUGGAAGAAAACUAGUGGAUAUGUCAGUCUCAGAAAAUCACGCCAUUGCUACUGCUACUGAGCUGCAGGGGAAAUCAAGGGCAAUGUUCGAGUUGGAUUAUGAAGGAACUGGGCCAAACGUCAAUGGAAGAUCUGUACCUUUACCCACUCUUCCUCAGCCUUUUCGCCUGCCUCCACCGUCGCCGCCGCCACCGCCACCGCCACCGCCGCCUUAUUGAAAAUUGCGUUGUAUUCCAAGACCAGAUAGAAACAGACUUUGAUUUCACGAGUUAGAAUAGUUGUCCCUGUUAUAAUAGUACAAACUUUUCCCACCUUGAAUUGAAAAUAUUCCAAUUAAUUUCUUUCUUUAA
Messenger RNA from Salvia miltiorrhiza (redroot sage), 755 nucleotides. RefSeq names its product leucine-rich repeat extensin-like protein 6. NCBI's taxonomy places the organism in Eukaryota, Viridiplantae, Streptophyta, Magnoliopsida, Lamiales, Lamiaceae. The record is from RefSeq and is a predicted model, not a curated record. Bases 333 to 623 code for a protein of 96 amino acids. The transcript has 3 exons.